AGCAGACUGCUGUUUGUAUGUCAAAUGACUAGACUAGUAUACAUUCGUAAAGGGCUUAGGCUGAAAAUUGUAGGCCACUCAGCUAGGUCAGGUUAGUUGGUGGGUGCUGCUGACUAGAUUUUCCUUCUUUGCUCCGUGACCAGAAAAACAUGUCAGGUAACGUUUUCUCAACAUACUAGGGAGUGAUUGGUUGUGGCAAAUAACUGUGAGCAGUCGCAGUUUUUUCGAUCCACUUCAUAAACAUUACGUCGAACAUUUAGGUCUACUUUCAAUCUCAAAUGAUUACAUCUAUAAAACCCAUGUAAAUCAUGUACUAUCUUGCAUUUCUUGGAUACUGUACCUAGCGCAGACCGUGAAACGUUUGUAACCUUUUUAGAAAGUGCAGGUGGCGUUUCAAACGCGACCGGAGCUGCCUUCACUCUGGUCUUAUAACAACAGUUUAUGAUUUAGUGGAUAAAAAGGUACAAGUUUACGAGGCAACUACCAACAACGGAUUACAAUGAUUGUUAUUUUGUUUUUCAAUUUGCUUUUUGUCCUGUGUGCUACAGGUAACCCAAACACAGAGUGUGAUGCAUCCGAAAUGGGAAAGCUAACGUGCAAAUUUUCCACAAAUAUCCACUCUACACAGACGGAUUUUUCCGUUUAUUUUCAUUCCGAUAAAGGUCAUGAAGAGCUGCUGGUUGACUGUGUAUGGGUGGAUGACGAGCUUCAGUGCCUUACCCAGGAAGGCUUUGAGUGCAAGCAGCCGGUUUCGCAAAUUGCUGAGAUUAGUCUGCCAUCACGAUUCGUAAACAGUUCCGGGACAUACAAGUGUAUUGCAGGCUCUGGACAUGGAAACGUCCAAUCGUGUCAAGUUGGUAAAAGGCAUCAAGAAAGCCAACAAGAAAAGAAACAGGAAUUUAUAGAACUUGAGAACAGCAACUAUCCUGAUGACAAAGGGAAGAGUUCUCUAGUUCCUUUGUAUGCCGCCAUCGGAUCUACUUUGGGAGUGAUCGCAGUUGCCGCAAUCAUUUUGGUUCUGCUUGUGAGGCGUAAGAUACAAAGAAGUUAGUAUAAUUUUCCCCUGAUUAAAAGAAUAAAAUAUGAUCAGAUAACAACCGUUCAUUAAGACACUAAGUAAUUAAACUUAAAUUAACCUUAGCUAAACUAGUGCAUUGAGACACUAAAUCUUUUAUUCUAGAAAGCACAG
This is a messenger RNA of Pomacea canaliculata, 1189 nucleotides long. RefSeq lists its product as uncharacterized. The record is from RefSeq and is a predicted model, not a curated record. Bases 500 to 1051 code for a protein of 183 amino acids. NCBI's taxonomy places the organism in Eukaryota, Metazoa, Mollusca, Gastropoda, Architaenioglossa, Ampullariidae. The transcript has 5 exons.